Molecule: messenger RNA, 1008 nt
Organism: Camellia sinensis
Lineage: Eukaryota; Viridiplantae; Streptophyta; Magnoliopsida; Ericales; Theaceae
Product: HVA22-like protein e
Source: RefSeq, a predicted model, not a curated record
AGACAGAAUCCGAUGCUCACCCACACAACCCACCACCGUCUUGCCGCCGUGAAGUUCCUCCCUCCUAUCCUCUCUUAUAAAACCCACACCCGAACCCAGUGGCUGUCAACAUCAAUGAUUUUGCCUUGAUAUCUAAUCAAAUCUUACUACACUCCAAGAAUCCCCCCAACACAAACCUUGUUUGUUUGUUUGUUUUUCUCACUACUCUCUCUCUCUCUCUCUCUCUCCAACACAUUCCUUACUUUACUCUUUUUCAUUUUCAUCCAAACACACCCUUCUAGUCUCUCUCUCUCUCUCUCUCUCUCUCUCUCUCUCUCUCUCAAUAGCUUAUUAGCUGCUACAAUUCGUUCCAGAAACUAAAGAAAAAGAGUCAGACAAAUGAGUCGUUUAUGGACUUUGAUCACCUAUGUUCACUCCCUUGCUGGGCCGGUUAUGAUGCUACUGUACCCAUUGUAUGCAUCGGUGAUUGCAAUAGAGAGCCCAUCAAAGGUGGAUGCUGAACAAUGGCUUGCUUAUUGGAUCCUCUAUUCAUUCCUCACCCUCAUGGAGAUGCUUCUCCAUCCCAUCUUACAAUGGAUACCAAUAUGGUACGAUGUAAAACUAGCAUUUGUGGGGUGGCUGGUUUUGCCUCAGUUCAAAGGAGCAACUUUCAUAUAUGAGAGGUUUGUGAGAGACAAUAUCAAGAGAUAUUCCAAUGCCAAUGCCAAUGCCAAUGCCAAUGUCAAUGUCAAAGCCAAGAAGAACAAGGCAGUGCACUUCAUUACCUCUAAAAAAGUGAGUUAAUUAUAUUAAAUUAAAUUAAAUUCAUCUCUUUUAAUUUUCUUAAAAAUUACCAGUUCUUGUUAGACUCUUUAAUUACUUCAUGUGUUUACUAAUAUAUGUCUAAUGGGCAGGGAGAGCACGAGGAUUCUUGAAGGAGAAGAACCCAUGUUUACAAUGGUUGUACUCAUUAUCUUUUUGCAUUCUGUACAAGUUUGCAAAACUAAUAGUAAAUUAUAAUUUGCAAAA